AUGGCAUCCCUCAAUCUCUCAACCAACGGUCCCUCCAUCAACAAAAGCUACCAAUCUGUCGUCAACGCCACUCUCCCCUCGAGUUCCCCAACUUAUGGUCAAUGGGCUCUCUUUUCCGUGUCCGCCCCGCUAGUCAAUGCCUUUCAACAGGAUGGCGGAAAUAAAGAGAGUGUCCUGAAGGUCCAAACUACCGGAGAUGGUGAAUUGGACGAUCUGAUUGAAGAAUUCUCCGAGGGUCGGGUUCAAUUCGCCUACCUCAAGGUCAUUGACCCAAACACCGGUCUGCCCAAGAAUGUGUUGAUCGCAUGGUGCGGUGAAGGUGUCCCCGAGCGGACAAAGGGGUACUUCACCAGUCACCUAGCCAGCGUUUCCAAGUUCCUACAUGGGUACCAUGUGCAAAUCACAGCUCGCGCCGAUGGUGAUCUGACCCCGCAGGGUAUUAUCCAACGGGUCGGAGAUGCUUCGGGCUCCAAGUACUCGGCUUCAUCACAGGGUCCCGCCGUGACUCCGGCUGCCAACCCCCGUCCUCCCGUCGCGACUAAGCCCGCCUUCACUCCGUCCCGAUCCGGCGGCAUCUCUGUCCCAGCGCCCUCAGCCCCCCGCCCCUCGGCCUCAUCCAACGUGGAUGAUGAUGGCUGGGGUGCCGAUGCUCCCCCCGUCACGAGAUCUCAACUCGAAAAGGUCCAACCGGCUUACCAGCCUACACGCGUGAACCUACAGCAAUUGAAGUCGGAGAACCAGGCCCCUGCCCCACGACAGGUUCCUACGGCUUCGGGAAGUGGCGCUGAUGUGGUUGGUGGUGGCUACCAGCCCAUCGGCAAGGUCGACAUUGCGGCAAUCCGGCGACAAGCAGCCGCCUCGGGUGAGACCAAAGAUGAACGUCCUACUAUCGUGAAGGGCUCCUACGAGCCGGUAGGCAAGGUGGACAUUGCGGCCAUUCGGGCCAGAGCUCAGAAGCCGGACGAUGCCCCCGAGCCCACCAGGAGCCCUGCUCCUGUUUCUCAAAAUGAGCCAGUCAACCUGCCCGUGCGACCGGCCGUGGGUGAGAGCUCCUCCGAGCGACUGACAUCUUUGCCCAAGCCCAAGGUUGCGAACAAAUUUGGAGGAGGCCCAUCGUUUGGUGGCACCAAGCCGCCUCUUCCCUCAGGACCCUCCUCGGCCACCGCUGCCGCCGCGCAGAUCGGCAGCGCCAGCCGUACCUUUGCCGACCAAGGAGGCAAGACUCCAGCCCAGCUCUGGGCAGAGCGCAAGGCCAAGGAGCGUGGUGAGGCUCCUACCCCCACCCCCGCCGCCGAGCCAUCGCAGCCCAUCCAGAGUCAGGCCAGCGGUCAGAAUGAGUGGAAGAGUUCUUACGCUGGCAAGUCUUGGGCUACCGUCCAGACUGUGCAAGAUAGAGCCGCCCCCGAAGUGGCUGAUGUGAGAGCCGGCGAGCCUGCCGACACGGCGGGACCUCCCUCUCACGUCCAUGAUAUUCGCGACCAAUUCGCCCAGGAGCCCUCGCAACCCACUCCUCCUCCCGUUCCUCAGGCCAACCCUCCCUACUCCUCCCCCGCAACCGCGCUCCCCCCACUCCCCCCACUCCUCCCGUUCGCGAGAGCUCCCCCCAUCCAGGUGGUUAUGCCCGUCGGCCGAGGCGCUGAAGAACCGGCUGUGGCAGAUGCUCACGAGGAGCAGGACGCUCCUCCGCCUCCGAUGCCCGUUCGCAGCCUCCAGGAGGCCAUUCCUGAUGAGAGAGAUCUCGAGGAGACCCAGGACCUUGGCCGAGCGACCGCUGAAGCCACCACCGCCGGUCAUUCCCAGGGCGGAAUCCGGGCUCAAGUGCAGUUUGACUACGAGAAGGCAGAGGACAACGAAAUUGAACUUCGCGAAGGAGAGUUCGUGACUGAAAUUGAGAUGGUUGACGAGGAUUGGUGGCUGGGUGUUAACGCUCGUGGUGAACACGGUUUGUUCCCUGGAAACUAUGUUGAGGUCGUGGAGGAUGACCAGGCCGGUGCGCCCAUCCAUGAACCCGCCCAUGAGCCAGUCCGUGAGCCUUCACCCGAACCCGAGCCUGUUCCUGUUGCUGCGCCUGUUCCCGCUGCUGUUCCCGCACCACUCCCCGUGGCACCAGCCAGCUCGAAGGGACAGACAGCGACUGCGCUGUACGACUAUGAGGCAGCCGAAGACAACGAGAUCAGUUUCCCCGAGAACGCGAAGAUUCAGAACGUGGAAUUCCCGGAUGACGAUUGGUGGCUUGGAGAUCACGUGCCGCCCAUCAACAAUUCCCGAGGCCGCAACCUCCUCCGUCCACGCCGCGCGAGGGUCCUUCGUUUCGAACUUCCAGCGCAGCUCAUUUUCUUCUUCUUUUGA
Messenger RNA from Penicillium cosmopolitanum, 2349 nucleotides. RefSeq names its product putative actin binding protein. The transcript has 6 exons. Gene Ontology annotation, biological process: regulation of actin filament polymerization. Gene Ontology annotation, molecular function: actin filament binding. NCBI's taxonomy places the organism in Eukaryota, Fungi, Ascomycota, Eurotiomycetes, Eurotiales, Aspergillaceae. Bases 1 to 2349 code for a protein of 782 amino acids. The record is from RefSeq and is a predicted model, not a curated record. Gene Ontology annotation, cellular component: cortical actin cytoskeleton; actin filament; plasma membrane.